This is a messenger RNA of Glossina fuscipes, 1828 nucleotides long. RefSeq names its product probable 26S proteasome non-ATPase regulatory subunit 3 (gene Rpn3). Gene Ontology annotation, cellular component: proteasome complex; proteasome regulatory particle, lid subcomplex. The transcript is spliced from 2 exons. The coding region runs from base 192 to 1670 and encodes 492 amino acids. Gene Ontology annotation, biological process: ubiquitin-dependent protein catabolic process; regulation of protein catabolic process. The record is from RefSeq and is a predicted model, not a curated record. Lineage: Eukaryota; Metazoa; Arthropoda; Insecta; Diptera; Glossinidae. Gene Ontology annotation, molecular function: enzyme regulator activity.
AGGACAUAAUUUGUUGCUUAAAACAUUUCGCAGCACCCUAUGUUUUACUUUCCAUACAAAAAGAAUAAUUAAAAGCAAAUUGUGGGUUAUUUCUAAACUGCAUUACUCGACAAUUUUCUAACUGGCAAGGGAGGACUUUUUUUUAACUUCAAUCAUAAAACUUGAUAUUAAUUAAAUUCAAAAGAAAGAAAAUGACAGUUUCAGAAAGCACAACGCAUGACGUUGAAAUGGAGGCUGAUGCCUCUGCCGAAAAUGCGGUUGAUCCUAAAAAAGACCAAGAUGUAGUGGCUAUACAAGAAAUAAGAGAGCAAAUAAAACAAAUCGAAAAAGCGGUAACCAGCAAAGAAUUACGUUUCAUAUUGCGCGUUCUACGUUCUUUGCCCAACAUACGGCGUAAGCUCAACGGUGUAGUGCUACGCAAUUUAGCUACGUUCAUUUAUCCAGCUGGCUCUGAUCGAGAUAAUGCUUUGAAGUUUGCGCCUGUUAUACCAGCUGGUACCCCGGAACCCGAACUUCCAAAAAGCCGCCCAGCUUCUAAGCCGCCAAUUGUUGAAGUAGAUGCUUACUUUUAUUUGCUACUCUUGGUCAAACUUAUCGAUGACAAUGAUUUGAUGCGGUCAAUUACUUGUUCUGACGCCUUGAUGGGCAAAAUACAGGGACAAAACCGUCGAACGUUAGAUUUGAUUGGAGCAAAGUCAUAUUUUUAUCAUUCCCGUGUGGCUGAGUUAAAUAAUAAUUUGGAAAAUAUACGACCUUUUCUCCAUGCCCGUUUACGAACUGCUACUUUGCGAAAUGAUUUCGAAGGGCAGGCUGUUCUCCUAAAUUGUCUUUUGCGUAAUUAUUUACACUAUAACCUAUACGAUCAAGCUGAUAAACUUGUUAAAAAGUCUGUGUUUCCGGAAUCAGCAAGUAAUAACGAAUGGGCCCGCUUUUUAUAUUAUUUAGGACGUAUAAAGGCGGCUAAAUUGGAAUACAGCGACGCUCAUAAACAUUUAAUACAGGCGUUACGCAAAGCUCCUCAAAAUGCGGCAGUGGGCUUUCGUCAAACCGUGCAAAAACUAAUCAUUGUUGUAGAACUACUUUUGGGUAAUAUACCGGAACGGCAAAUUUUUCGACAAGCUGCUCUACGCAAAUCUUUGGCACCAUAUUUUCAACUGACCCAGGCUGUGCGUAUGGGAAAUCUUAAAAGGUUCGGUGAAGUUGUAGAAAACUUCGGUCCUAAAUUCCAGCAGGAUCACACCUAUACACUUAUUAUCCGUUUAAGGCAUAAUGUCAUCAAGACGGCCAUACGCUCGAUUGGCCUCUCGUAUUCGCGUAUUUCACCCCAUGAUAUAGCAAAGCGUUUGAUGUUAGAUUCCGCUGAAGAUGCCGAAUUUAUUGUAGCUAAAGCUAUAAGGGACGGAGUAAUUGAAGCUACUUUGGAUCCUGCACACAAUUAUAUGCGUAGCAAGGAAAGUACUGAUAUCUACAGCACGCGAGAACCUCAGUUAGCUUUUCAUGAACGCAUCUCGUUCUGUUUAAAUUUACAUAAUCAGAGUGUCAAAGCGAUGCGCUAUCCACCAAAAUCAUAUGGUAAAGAUCUAGAAAGUGCAGAAGAGCGUCGUGAGCGUGAACAACAAGAUUUGGAAUUGGCCAAGGAAAUGGCAGAAGAUGAUGAAGAUGGAUUUUAAUUUUUUUUUUAUCAAUUUUGCAUAAAAUAGUAACGCAGCUUGUUCUCAAGGUUUAAAUGAAUCAUAAUUGUGAUUGUAUUUUGCACUAAUAUUUCUUUGCUACAUAAGCUACAAGAGGAAGAUGAAUGAAUAAUAAAAAUAACAAAAAUUUCAACUAA